This is a messenger RNA of Belonocnema kinseyi, 4446 nucleotides long. Its product is annotated as single Ig IL-1-related receptor-like. The record is from RefSeq and is a predicted model, not a curated record. Gene Ontology annotation, biological process: signal transduction. The transcript is spliced from 7 exons. Bases 790 to 2298 code for a protein of 502 amino acids. Lineage: Eukaryota; Metazoa; Arthropoda; Insecta; Hymenoptera; Cynipidae.
GCGUUCACAUCGUGUGUAUAUGCAUUAUAACUUUUAUCUUUUAUCUUCAAACUGUACAUUGUUUCAAAUCGUCAAUUAAACCCUGUCGCCCAAUUAAAUGUAUUACGAAUUCAACCUCGCGUGUGUUGUGUAAGUGUGUGAAAAUCAGUGUAUGACUCGAAAGUGAGGUUAAGUCUCCAUUGACAAAUUUAACACGCUAUAUUCGCGAAAGUUUCCCGCCACAGCAGCCGGUGAUAUUUCGUCCCCACGUGUUUUUAAAAUACAUAUUCGUGAUAUUCAUAAAGUUAAUCCAGGAAUCAUGAGCUACUACUUCAAAACCCUCUUGAAAUUUAUCACGUUUCUCACCUUUCGACUGAGACACUAAAGCGGAACUAUAACAAAGUUUGCCGUCGGAAGAAGCUGGAUGCGAUGAAUACUGUUUGAACUUUGAAAUAAAUAAGUAAACACUCCUGCCUCUGCAAACUAGUUGUGUUUGACGACAAAUAUGAAACAGUGCGACCAAACCGGCACGUAGAUAUCAGACCGGUUGUUCUCGCGUCGGCGAACCUUUUUCUCUGAUUUUUUCAGGCGUGAGGAUUGUGGGAAGUACCAAGAUUGCUAUCUAUUCGAUCAGCCUGCUGAUUGGUGGUUAGGAGUUAUGUUGAAGUAAAUCUAAGAAAAUAUGAAAACUCGAGCAUUCUGUCUUGUUUUGUGUGGACAAAAUUGACAGAAUCCGCAUUCACGACAGGGUUUCUCCGACCACACACCCUCACACUUUUUAGAAUUCUGAGAACCCUAUUUCUUUUCAUUAUGAACGUCGGUAGAGAUUCCGGGAAAAUGGCAGGCUCACGCGUCCUUAUGUUUGUUCUUUUGACAGUAGUUUUCAGUGAGUGUUUGAGUAAUGAACUCAAGGACUAUUGUAAUAUGCAUAGAUUUGAAAAUUUGCCAGGAGGCCUCAGGUUUACCAAAGAGGUCGUUACCACGGAAUUUGCAACCGUCAGUUCUUUCAAGGCUAUUCAUUGCUGUCUGCGGGGUUAUAGGAGCAUAGAAUGGUUCAAAGACAACAGGGCAUAUCCCUGGCCAGGUGGAGAAAGUCAUUUUAUCUUAUAUCCUGAGAGUGCGAAUCAGACAAUUUAUACUCAGGAGGUCAGGGCGUCAGAUGCAGGACGCUACUCCUGUCAAGCUAGAAACGAUACUACCACCUUGGAAGCUGACAUCACUCUCGCAAUUCUUGGUGAGGACUCAGGUGGAUACACUGGAAGACCAUUGCCGACCUUUAAGCCAGCUUCUCAAUUAGUUCCUCUUGGAGGGACUGCCAGACUCUUCUGCGAGGCUUAUCUUGGUAGAGUCGGUCUUCCUGAUGCCAGGAACUCUGUGACCUGGUCCAAAGCAGACAGCAACAUCACUCUUCCCAAUCACGGAAGGGUAUCUCAGCACAGAGUUUCUCGAGAAGAGGACCAAAUCGUGGGAUCCUAUUUAGAUAUAGAGGAUAUCAACCUAGAGGACUACGGCGAAUAUACUUGCGAAGUUAGCAAUGGAGUCGACGAAGAGAUCACUUUACCAGCUCACGUUUACCGGCAAGAACCACAAUUCACGCUGGGAUUACCAAACGGGUCAUGGAGGAAAUCCCUUCUCCUUGCGGUGCUAGUUCUGAUCCUCCUGUGUUCAGCGGGUGCUUUUUACGCUCGGUGUUGGCUGCCCUUGGCGCUCCUCUGCCGAGACAAAUUCGCUCCUCUCGAGGAAAACGAUGGAAAAGAAUGCGAUGCUUUGGUCUGCUACCACGAAAAAGAUUCUAAUCUGAUUGUCGGUAUAAUAAUCCCUACCCUGGAGACAAGACAUCGAUACAAGUGCUCCAGCUUGGAACUUUCGAACCUGAGCCAUAAUUGGUCUUCGGAAAUUGCGCCACACGCAGGAACAGCACGAAGAGUCAUUUUGGUCCUCAGCCCAUCAUCUUUGAGUAACAACUGGUCAGAUUCCAGUGUCGUAUCUGUUUUCAAACAGUUGUCUACACUUUCGAGCAGAACGAUUGUCGUCACUUUGAAAAAUCUUCCGAAUCUGACGACGAUGGCCAAGUCGUCGAGACGCAGCCACGAAGGUGGAAUCGUUUUCGAUCGACUCAAGAUCCUGCACUGGGACGAGGGUGGUGGAUCCGGCGCCGGUGGUUACAAAUUCUGGUACAAACUUAGACUCGCGAUGCCGCCAGUUCGACCUCCUAGUUGUGAAUCCGGUUGCCAAUCUGUCGCUAUGAUAGUUCAAGCCAAUGGAAAAUCCAGUCAACAAAAAGCGCAUUCGCGAGAGAGUCUCGAAGUUCUCGUUUAGAGGAUCCACCAAAACUCCUCCUUCGAACUCAGGGAUUUGGAAUCCCGAGAGCUCAAGCGCUAGUCUAAGUUCUUUGGAAUUCGAAGUCGAUGAAAUAGUUAACGACGAGCAAAAUUUCCCCCAACUUGGAAAAUUCAAAGGCAUUUAUUAUAAUAAAUUAUUAUAAUAAUAUAAUUAUAGUAAUAAUCUCAUAAUAAUAAUAUUAUUAUAAUACAUUAUAUUAUAUUUUUACUUUUUUAUUUUUAAAUAUUUAUUUUUCAAAUAUUUAAUUUUAAAAAAAUCUAAUUUUUUCCAAAACUUCUCCAAGAAACUUUGAUACUGAAGAAUCUGCUUUUCUUGAAAUAUGGAAUUUUCAAGAAAGCUCAGGGUAUUUUUUCGGAAGAAAAGUUUUAGAGCUUCUAGGAGAAAUUUGUAUUUUCAAUGCUUCUUUUUUCAAAUAAAAUUCGAGGGAAUUACAGUUUUUCACCUUACAAUUAUUUGAUAUUUAUUUUUAUAAUUGAAGCUCUCUUGUAAAGUUGUAAGAUUUAUUUAGAAGUCAAAAUAGAAGAAAGGACAUACAAACUUGCAAGACCAGACUUGCAAAUUUUAUUGAUAUUCAACAUUUUGAUUUGGAACAUAAACCACUUCUUUGACAAGAGGAUUUUCAAUUUGUAAAAAUACAUAUAUCACUAAUUGUAAGAACUUGGCAUCCCAAAGACAAGCGCAUUUAUCAAGGCUGCAUUAGGUCUCUAUUAGGAAUCCUGUAAAAAGAUAUCGAAUAGAAACGGAUAGACUUUGUAAGGAGUUUUUGUUCUCGAUGAUAUUCUGCUGUUUGUACAGAAAAGAACUAUAUGCGAGAAGGACACGUCCCGGGUAAAAGUCUCCCAUUAGAAAAAUUAGGAAAAGAACCAGUUUUAUUUUAUUCCCAUUAAAUUGGAUCGCUAUAAAAUAAUAAUUUUUUUUUGUUUUGCUUCCUAGUCUUUUUAUGAAAUUGGAAAUCGAUGGGCUCGACGAUACUCGACACGGAGGUCACUGCCGAUUUUAGAAUCCUAGAAAGUAUGUUAAAUUUCCUACUGAUUUUUUAUACUGUGAAGCACUGCCAAAACUUCUUUGUCGAGUGAACGUCCAUCGAAUAUCAAAAUGUAUUUUACCGGACCACCUGGGAACGAUCGAUUGAAUAAAAUAUUACGUGUCUUCCUUCUCGUUCGCACACAGCCCUAUGUGAAAGGGCGAAAAUGCUAGUGUUUCGUUUUAUAUAAAUAUAUAAAUAUAUAUAAUAUCUUUUUCACAAGUUUUGUACAUAUCUAUAAUAGCAGCGCACAAAGGUGCCAUUAUUUAUUUAGUUAGAGCUAUUAUUUAUGUUGCAAGUGUAUGUCAUUGAAGUCGAAAAAAUGAGAUCGCAAAAAUGAAUUUACGAUUUUCUCCAAUGUGUUGUUGAUAUUUUUUCCAGCGAUGAUAAUGAUGAUGUUGAUGAUAAUGAUGAUGAUGAUGAUGAUGAUGAUGAUGAUGAUGAUGAUGAUGAUGAUGAUGAUGAUGAUGAUGAUGAUGAUGAUGAUGAUGAUGAUGAUGAUGAUGAUGAUGAUUUUACCAUUCGACUUCUCAGAAUAUUUCCAUUUUUGAAUAGUGUUUUAGCCGCAAUUUAUAUAGAUAUAUAUUUUUACCCGUUUUUCCAUUUUAAUUCGAAAUCGCAACCUAUAUUGUAUUGUACUGUAAAACUGUCUUAUUGUAACUGCAGCGUAGCCGUAUGUAAUUGUAUCCAUAGAAAUGAUAUGUAUGUUUAAUAUACAUGUAUAAUAAUAUUAAGUUUAAGUUAAUGUAGGAAAUGUUAAAGCGGUGAGCUUAAGUUUAAUGAUACGGUAAUCUCUUUACUGUCAGUAUUACGAUACACUAGUAUACUUGUCUCGCGACCUGUCGCUCGUAGAUUGUCCUAACGAGCACUAUUGCGAGCUAAGUAAGCAGAGUAUAGUUUAGCUCUAUUAUUUAAACCCUCCCUUCUCUUUCUACGGUAGAUCUGAACGCGAAUUCUUCGCAUUAAUGAUAUGUAUGUACGUAUGUAUGUAUGCGGAUUUUUUUUACGUACACUGCGCAUAAUAAAAAGGACGCACGUACAAGACAUUUUUUAUGGAUCAAACUCAACUGUGUCCGAUUGCAUAUUUAUUGGAAAUAAAC